Priapulus caudatus is the source of this 631-nucleotide messenger RNA. RefSeq names its product metallothionein-like. The coding region runs from base 20 to 304 and encodes 94 amino acids. The transcript has 3 exons. NCBI's taxonomy places the organism in Eukaryota, Metazoa, Priapulida, Priapulimorpha, Priapulimorphida, Priapulidae. The record is from RefSeq and is a predicted model, not a curated record. Gene Ontology annotation, molecular function: metal ion binding.
ACAACUCCAAACGUUAACUAUGGCUGAUUCACAGGGAAAGUGCUGCGAGGCUGCUAACUGCAACUGCGUCAACUGCAAAUGCGGUGACCAGUGCAACUGCAAGGACAACUGCGAAUGCGCCAAGGGCUGCAAAUGUACAGACUGCAAGUGCAACCCUUGCACCUGCGGCAGCAGGUGCAGCGACAAGUGCAAGUGUGCCGACUGCAAGUGCGGCUCCGACUGCAACUGUGCAGGUAGCUGCGACUGCAGUAAAGGUUGCAAGUGCGAUCCUUGCAAGUGCACCAAAUGCACCUGCGGCAAGUGAGGCGACUUCUGAACGAAUCGCAACCACGGAGCAGAAAAUAAAUCUAUAAAUCAUGCAUCGAUAAAUGAUUCGCGUGUAGAAAAUCGUGUUUAUCUCGUACGUUUUCAAUUUCCAUGAACGUCUUAUGUUAUGAAUGUACAUUAAUAACGUAACGUACAUGAAAUCUUAUCGAGUAUACUGAGAUGUUCAUUCGACGUUCUACUAACUGCGAGAUCUAAUGAUUUGUUUUCAAAGCCAUUAUUUGUGCAGAAUACUGCCGCGCAUGAGUACAAUGGUUGUAUUCAAUGUAUUGAGUAGUGUAAAUAAAUUGUUGUAAUUAUAAUUUUA